AUGCAAAAUAUACCGACAAUCCAGAGAGAAGAUCGGCAGGGCCCGCCGACUUCCAAGAGACCGAAGAUCAGUAUCGUAAGGGCGAGGGUGACGACCCUUUAUACCCACGUGCCGCAACCCUGGUGGAUCCUGGACUCGGCCGCCACCAGCCAUAUCUGCUGGGACCGGAGCUGCUUUAGCAGUCCGCGGCCCCACCGCGAGAUGUUGGACACGGCGGGCGAUCCGGUGGAAGCCGAAGGGAUUGGGACGGUGAAGCUCACACUCCGGAGGAAGUUCAACCAACCCCUGGUGUUAAAGAACGUGUACUUUGCGCCAUGCGUCGGGAUGAACCUGAUCAGCGUGCCGAAGUUAUUGCGAGACCGCUACUCGGUGGUGGCGUACCCGCAGAACGUCUUUGUGCAACGCCGAGUACGGACUGUGAGGACCGCCUACCACGCGGAGGAGGAUCUGUUGAUCCUGCGGUGCCAUUUGAGCAAAAUAUCCCAAGAGCGAGUCCAACUGGCGAGGGCGCCGGCGACCCAUGGCCAUGCAGAUUCCCUGGAGCCGCAGGCGGUGGCCAUGGACGUCGACGACCCUCGAAAGUCAAGUCGCGCAGAAUGCGCAGCGUCAACCUCUGAACUCGGUGGUGAAGCUGUGAUACAUCCCCUCAGCUAUUCUUUUCAAACUGCUAUUAAACAUCGUUAUCAGAUCAAAAAGGGCUUUGAAUUACCCUUGAACUACUCAUCCAAGUAG
Messenger RNA from Penicillium antarcticum, 732 nucleotides. RefSeq lists its product as uncharacterized. The transcript has a single exon. The coding region runs from base 1 to 732 and encodes 243 amino acids. Lineage: Eukaryota; Fungi; Ascomycota; Eurotiomycetes; Eurotiales; Aspergillaceae. The record is from RefSeq and is a predicted model, not a curated record.